Lucilia sericata (common green bottle fly) is the source of this 1019-nucleotide messenger RNA. RefSeq names its product gastrula zinc finger protein XlCGF8.2DB-like. The annotation marks the transcript as partial. Lineage: Eukaryota; Metazoa; Arthropoda; Insecta; Diptera; Calliphoridae. The record is from RefSeq and is a predicted model, not a curated record. Gene Ontology annotation, biological process: regulation of transcription by RNA polymerase II. Gene Ontology annotation, cellular component: nucleus. Gene Ontology annotation, molecular function: DNA-binding transcription factor activity, RNA polymerase II-specific; RNA polymerase II transcription regulatory region sequence-specific DNA binding. The transcript has a single exon.
UUUAAUAAUUGUUUUCUUUAUUUCGUUGCAAUAAAACAGAACCCACUCACUCUUGACAAAUGGAAUGAAACUACGUGUAAAUUUAUCGAUAUUUAUUCGAAAUUUCCAUUACUUUACGAUCCAGAUCAUCCAUUACAUGGCAAAAGUGAGGAAAAACUAAAAGCCAUAUCUGAGAUUCGCAGCACCCUAUUGAGUCAACAUGAUAUAAACUUCAACGAUGAAAUCGUAACCGAAGCCAUUGAUCAACUACGAUCUUGGUACUAUUCGAGCAAACGUCGACAACAUGUGACUAAUUAUAAUUAUGAACUUCAAAAAUGCUACGCAAAAUAUUUAAAACUGUGCAAAUUUUUGCCAGAAAAGAAAAAAAGGGUUAAGUUUCCGUGUAGCAAUUGCGAUAAGAUCUUUUAUACGGAGAAUCAUUAUAAAUAUCAUUUAUCGAAGGUUCAUCAAAUUGGAGAAAUAUCUUUUCAAUGUAAUCAUUGUGGAAAGAAACUUGUUUCGAAUUCUGCUUUGCAAAGUCAUACUCAAAGGGUCCACUCUGGAAAUAAGUUUCCAUGUGAAUUCUGUGGAAAAUUAUUUACGAUUCGCUCUCAACUCAAGAUACACACAUUGGUACAUACGAAUGAGAAGCCGCAUGUCUGUGAAUUAUGUGGCAAAGGUUUUAGACUACGAAAUAAAUUGGGUCUACAUGUUACACGUAUGCACACCAAGGUACGUGCCUUUAAAUGUACCAUGUGUCCUAAAGAUUUUCUCAAAAAAGGCGAUCUGAAGGAUCACGUAAAGACGCAUUUAAAUAUACGGGACAAAAUAUGCGAAACUUGUGGCAAAGGAUUUACAAAUUGUCAUUCGCUAAUACGACAUCGUCAGAUACACUCAGAGAUAAAAAAAUUUGCCUGUAAACUAUGUGACGCAAAAUUCCAUCAAUUUGUUGGUCUCAAUGGUCAUAUGAAACGAACUCAUAAUAUAGUUAAGGAUGCUAAUAAUUAGAAUUACACAACACGUAUGUUAAAUUAAUAUGU